AUGUUUUCAAGGCACAUUUCCUCAAUAUCUGGAUAUCACAUGUUGCAAGUAAUGAGGUUUGCUGUUGAGGAGAUCAAUAAUUCUACAACUCUUCUGCCUAAUGUUUCUCUGGGCUAUGAAAUUUUUGACUAUUGUUCUAAUACAAAAAAUUUCAAUUCAGCCUUAAGUUUCAUCUCAAAAAAUGGCUCAAUAAAACCUAAAGAAAAACUCAACAACUAUCAGCCUAAAGUGAUUGCUUUAACAGGACCAUAUGGAAGUACAAGAACUAUGACUAUUGCACCACUGUUCACAAUGGACCUUAUACCAAUGGUGAAUUAUGGAGCUUCUACCUCUGUGUUAAGCAAUAAACUUCAGUAUCCUUCUUUUGUAAGAACAAUGCCCAGCAACAAGGACCUGAUAGAGAUGAUUAUUCACAUCAUACGGUGGUUUGGAUGGAACUGGGUUGCAUUUAUUGGUAGCCAAGAUGAUUACAGUUCAGAUGGACUAAAGCUGUUUAACAAGUAUAUAAACAAUACUGGCAUUUGUUUGGCCUAUCAAGAGUGUCUAAGUUCAAACGCAAACUACAGUCUAACGCUUAAAAAGAUUGAUAUGCUCAACAUCAAUGUCAUUGUUGUUUUUGCUUGGCCACAAUAUGCAAGCAAAUUCAUCAAAGCAGCCAUAGCAAACAACAUCCAACACAAAGUAUGGAUUUCAAGCAAUGCAUGGUCUAUGAAUAAACAGCUUCCAAAAGAGCCAGGAAUUGCAAAAAUUGGCACAAUCAUUGGCAUUGCAGAGAGACUGUUGUCAUUGCCCGGAUUUAAUGAAUUUGUCUAUAAAUCCAGAGGAACAACUGGUGCUGGUCUUAAUGAUUCUGAGGGUGCAAUCAAGAGGAAGAAAUGUAAUCAAGUUUGUGAUUACUGCUCAUUGUUGACCGCAGAGGAGAUUAUAAAUGAAAAUCCCACACUCUCCUUUUCCAUCUAUUCUGCCAUAUAUACCAUAGCUCAUGCAUUACAUAAAGUUCUGCAGUGUGACAUGAACAAAUGCCACAAAAAUAUAAUGGUCAAGCCAUACAUGCUUCUGGAGGAGAUAAAGAAGUUGGAUUUUUCCCUCAGUGGCCGUCAGGUGAAAUACGAUAAAAAUUAUGAUCCGACCAUCAGUUAUGCAGUUGUGCUCUGGCGCACUGAUGUGAAUCCUCCACAGUUUGUGAUGGUGGGAAAAUAUGAGAAACUUCCAAAAAUUGCUUUUACCAUUGAUAACUCCCUCCUUCCCUGGCAUAACAAUGGUUCAGUUCCGUUCUCAAACUGCUCUGUUGAGUGUGAGGCGGGAUAUUCGAGGCAACCUGAAGGUUUUCAUUGUUGCUGUUUUUCGUGUGAAAAAUGUCGACCUAACACCUAUGUGAAUUUUUCUCGUAAGUACCUUAGACGGCUGACAAUGACAACGUGGGAUUUAAAGGGAUAG
Messenger RNA from Carassius auratus (goldfish), 1437 nucleotides. RefSeq names its product taste receptor type 1 member 2-like. Gene Ontology annotation, cellular component: plasma membrane. Gene Ontology annotation, biological process: G protein-coupled receptor signaling pathway. Gene Ontology annotation, molecular function: G protein-coupled receptor activity. Lineage: Eukaryota; Metazoa; Chordata; Actinopteri; Cypriniformes; Cyprinidae. The coding region runs from base 1 to 1437 and encodes 478 amino acids. The record is from RefSeq and is a predicted model, not a curated record. The transcript has 4 exons.